AUGAGGCGCCGUUGCGCUUUGGGCGCCCUGCUGCUGUCCCUCUCGCCGGCCUUCCUGGGCCCCGCGCCGCGCGCGCCGCGAAGCGGCGCCGGGGCCGGGGCCGGGCGGCUGGAGGCGGCGGCGCCGGCCAAGCCGCGCAUCGCGCAGGAGAUCUGCUUGAACCAGACCCUCUGGAAGCCCUAUGCGCUCAGGCUGCUGAAGAACGCCAAGUUCUUCCAGGACCUUUCGCCGGAGCAGCGCCGGGAGGCAGCCAACCUCAUGAUGCUGCAGGAGCUGGCACCGGGCGCCACGCUCUUCCGCCAGGGCGAGGCCGGGGACAAGUUCUUCAUCGUCGCGGAUGGUGAGGUCGAGGCCUACGUCGCGAGCGAGGAGGGCGAGGAGCUGGUGAAGGUGUACCGCGCCGGAGAGUACUUCGGCGAGCUGGCGCUGCUCACCCGCGCGCCCAGGCGCGCCUCCUUGCGCGGCUCCGAAGAGGCGGCGCUGCUGCUGUGGCUCUCGCGGGGGGACUUCGAGCGGACCUUUGGGCCGCUGCGGGAGCUGCUGCUGCGCUCCGCGGCCUUCCGCCCCGCCAGCCGCGCUGUGAGGCAAGGCCAGAAGCUCGCCGAGGCUUCUUUUUGGGAGCAAGUGCUGGGCCUCACGGGGGGCCAGCGCCGACUGCUGGCGGCGGUGGCGCUAUAUCUGGUGAUCGGCACCGCCUACUACAGCUACACCGGCUUCCAGGAGCUGCCGGGAGCUUCCUCCGUGUGGGUGGCCUUCUACUUCUCCGUGGAGACCGCGCUGGCGGUGGGCUUCGGGGUCCUCACGCCCCGAGGCGCGGAGUCGCCCUUCUUCACCGCGGGCUUCGUGAUCUGCGGGGCCGCGCUGCUGGUGAACUUCCUCAGCGGCCUGGUGGCGGACUUCCUCGAGGAGUCCGCGGCACGCACGGAAGACUCCGACGGCCCGCGGCUGGGAGGCGGCAUGCUGGGCCCGGCAGGACCCUUGCUGCUUUGGUGGCUGCUGGGGGUCGCCUUCGGCGUUCUCCACGAAGGCUGGGACUGGGGCACUGCGGCGCUCUUUGCCAUCAGCGCCACUAGCAGCGUGGGCAUCCAAGGCUUGGACUCCAAGGACGAUGUGUCCUUGCUGUUCUGCGCGGUGUACCUCCUGGUAGGCGUGCCUUUGUACGCCUCGGUCAUCGCCAGGAUCUCGCUGCGGGUCGCGGACGACAUUCUGAAGAGACGACAGCAAGAGAUCAAGCGACGGACAAUGGCAUCCCUGGAUGGUUGCGACGACGAGUGCAAGCUGGACGUCUUCUCGAUGUAUGAUGCCGACCAGGACGGGCGCAUCACCAAGCAGGAGUUGCCGGAGCUGCUUCGCUUCUUGUGCGUGGCACGGGGAGUGGAGAUUACAGAUGCCGACAUCGACUUCUUGCUCAAAGAGUGGGACGAGGACAAGACGGAGACCAUCAGCCAAGCAGAGUUCUUGGCCGGGUUGGAGAAGUGGCAGGCGAAGCUGUGA
Molecule: messenger RNA, 1494 nt
Organism: Effrenium voratum
Lineage: Eukaryota; Dinophyceae; Suessiales; Symbiodiniaceae
Source: the annotation of a GenBank genome assembly